This is a messenger RNA of Diabrotica balteata, 2773 nucleotides long. Lineage: Eukaryota; Metazoa; Arthropoda; Insecta; Coleoptera; Chrysomelidae. The record is from the annotation of a GenBank genome assembly.
ACUUUCGUUCUCUUAUGUGUAUCUCAUGACGUAUUAGCGAAAAAUCGUAAGUUUCAAGACCGCCGAAUUCUUUUUUCGUGAGGCUAGUGCUGGCUCGGACAUGGACGAAAAAUUGCCCGCGAAAAGUUGGAAGGAACGCAGAAAUGCUUUUUACGUGGUUCUUAUCGUUAUUUUGGUGAUGCUUUUAUCGGGUGUUAUUGUGGUUUUGAAACUACGGAAAAUAUAUGGCGAAAACAUCUGCCUUAGCGCUGAUUGCGUCAACUCAUCGGAUUUCUACCAAAACAUCAUCAACAACUCAGUCGACCCCUGCGACAAUUUCUACGAGUUCGCGUGUGGAGGCUUCGACGGUCCAAUUUCCAUCUUGGAAAUAUCAGAAAAAACAGUUUUUGAUGAAUUCAAAUCGUUUAUAGCGUCACCCAUUCACGAUGACGAUCAGAGAGCUGUUAAAAUGCAGAAGAAGUACUACAAGAAUUGCAUGAAUACUUCGGCGAUUGAAGAAGACGACAAUGCUAGUAUAAAGAAGAUAUUUGAGCAGCUGGGGGGAUGGCCGCUCUUGUCAUUGGAUUUGGUUAUACCUAUCAACGCAAAGAUCACUGAACAGUGUGCUGAGAUGGGUUUGUUUUAUGACUGGUUCACUGAGCUUGAGACUAAGGAGGAAUUUUAUCCCUAUUCGAGUCAAAUACUUCAUAUAACACCACCAGAUAUACGAGAUUUGGUGCAAGAAGAAUUUAAAGACAAUUACCAACUGCUUAUAGAAAACAUAGUAAAGCGUUUGGGCUCAAAGAGAGGGUUAGAUUUUAUUUCCAAGGCAGCAAAAAAUGUGGCGGAUUUUGAGAGGUCCCUAGCAAAGAUCAUUUUAGAAUCUCGAAAUACGACAAGAGUAACCAUCGGCGAAUUAAAAACAGAUUUUCCGUCACUUCCUUGGGAUGGCAUAUUAAAAAAUGUAGACUUUAACGAAAAUACGACUGUGGUAGCAAAUGUAUGGUAUUUUGUAAGAUUGAUAAGGCUAUUGGAACAAUCUAGCAAUAGCGUAAAAGUUAACUACAUAUUUUGGAAAGUAACUAAGUCACUUCACCCGUUUUUGUCGCGUGACAUCAGAAGAGAAUUUGAGGCUUACGAAGAUGUGAUAAGCGUAACCAAAGGACGCAAAAAGCAAUCAAGAAAACGAGCAGACUUCUGCUACAGUCUCACUCAAACAGUAUUUGCCUACGUAUCAGAAGGAGCCUACGCCAAUAAGUACUCGUCCGAAAGGGAAUCCAUUAGACAAAUCGUCGACAACAUAAAAACCGUUCUAGCCGAUCACAUCAACAGGUCGAAGUGGAUGAAUCACACGCACAAGACCUAUGCCCUCGGUAAAUUGCGAAAUGUUAGAGCGUUCAUCGGCGCUCCAGAUGAAGUUUUCGAUGAAAACGAAUUUGAGAAAAUUCUUGGUGUUGAUGAGAUCGACAUUUUAAGAUUGAACAAUACAUUGGAUAUUGUACGAGCAGUGGACAAGAGUCGUGACAAGUACAACUUGAGCCUGUCCAAGAAAAAAAACCAACUAUCAUCAAGCUAAAUUGUAUCAAGGGAUCGUUACUAUAGAUGCAAGAUAUAUUCCGGAAGAGAAUCUAAUAUAUAUCCCUGCAGCAAUAAUAGGAGGAGUACUCGAUUCUCACAAAGGUCUAAACUUCCGAAACUAUAGCAUUUUAGGAACAAUCAUUGCCCAUGAGCUGACUCAUUCGAUGGGGAUUCUGGACAACUUUAUGAAUGGAACAGAGGCACCAACAUGGUCAAAUGAAACAUACGACCGGUUUCUACGGCAGUCCAAAUGUCUAAUCGACCAGUGUCUACAGUUUAACGAAACAGGAGUAACACUUGAGACUUGCUACUCGACCUUCGAUGAAAACUUUGCAGACUACACAUCGGUGGACGUCUCCUACGAAGCUUUCAGCAAAGUCAAACUGGAACAAAUCAAUCAGUUACCGGGCCUGAAAUACAAUUUGAAUCAAUUGUUCUGGAUCAGUUAUGCGUCUACAAUGUGCGACAGUGAUGACAACUCUACGAGUUUAAAUCGAGUGCAUUUGGAGCCUCCUCAAAGGAUAUUGGGGUCGUAUAGGAACUCGAAGCAUUUUGCUAAAGAUUUUAACUGUACACUAGGAACAUAUAUGAAUCCAGUUGAUAAAUGUUACGUGCUUUAAAUAUAUAGUAUAGUUUGAAUUUGAAUGUAGUUGUCUUUAAAAUAAAUCGUAAAGCCUUUGAAAGUUUAUACAGAUUCUCAUAUUCAAGACGUUUGAUGGAGCAAAAAGAAACAAACCUCUAAGAUUUAUUAAGUUGUUAGUUGUUUGAUGUUCUCGUAUUAUUAUUAUAUAACCAGCGCUAGAAUUUGAAGUUUGCUAUUAAUUUUUUAAUCCUUUUAGUCUUCACUUUUUUGUUACCAUUAUGUUUCUGUCAUAAAAUCACAGCUAAAUACUUUUUAUUUUAUUCAAAGUUUAAAUUACGAUUUAAGAUUCAAUUAAGUUUAGUAGCUCUUCUGUAUACCUGUUUUCUUUUUUUUUAUUCUAUGACUAAUGACCACGUCGUUACUGUUAAGUACCACUUACCUUCUCACAAUUCUCCUCUUUCAGAUUUCCUUCUGAUUCCCUCGUGUGUUAUAAAAGUAAUUUUACAUAAUAUGUAUUUGUAUUAUAUUAUCACUUUUUUACAAAAAUUAUCAGAUUGAUUAUUUUAAAUUAUUGUUUAUUAUACCUUGUAAAAACGUUUACAUUUUCGUAGUAAAAUUGAUGUGCCUAUGGAC